Plasmodium fragile is the source of this 372-nucleotide messenger RNA. RefSeq lists its product as uncharacterized. NCBI's taxonomy places the organism in Eukaryota, Apicomplexa, Aconoidasida, Haemosporida, Plasmodiidae. The coding region runs from base 1 to 372 and encodes 123 amino acids. The transcript has a single exon. Gene Ontology annotation, biological process: protein folding. Gene Ontology annotation, cellular component: cytoplasm. The record is from RefSeq and is a predicted model, not a curated record.
AUGAGUUCGAAGGUGGUUAGUAAAAAGGACCUAGACAUUGAGAUUAAGAGUAAGAGAAUUCGAAUUGGGUUGAAGGGAAUGGAAAGUUUUUUGGAGGGAGAAUUGUCCGGCCUCAUCGACGAGGGGUGCUCGUACUGGUUCAUUGAGGACAAUAAUUUACACAUACUUUUAACCAAGGUGCGUAAGGCAGAAACAUGGAGUAGCGUUUUUAAGGGGCACAAAUGCAUUAAUGCAGCUGAUGAGGAUAACACCAGGAAGAAAAUACUUUUAGAGCGCUUCCAGAAUGAGUACCCCACUUUUGACUUUUCCUCGGCCGCGUUUAACGGCCAGGUGCCGGACGCACGUACCUUUAUGGGCGGCGUGAAGUAUUAG